Arabis nemorensis is the source of this 615-nucleotide messenger RNA. NCBI's taxonomy places the organism in Eukaryota, Viridiplantae, Streptophyta, Magnoliopsida, Brassicales, Brassicaceae. The record is from the annotation of a GenBank genome assembly.
AUGGUUCGAGACCUAAAGUACAUGAUGCUUCGUGGGUUCGGUCUCGUGUGUCUGUUCAUGAUCGUUAACAAAGCCGACGCUAGAGAGUUUGCGGUCGGCGGGUCAAACGGUUGGACCGUUCCUUCCGGUUCUCAAGUGUACAGUCAAUGGGCAGAACAGAGCAGAUUCCAAAUCGGUGACUCUCUGCUGUUCGUCUACCAGCCAAACCAAGAUUCGGUGCUUCAAGUCACAAGAGACGCUUACGACAGCUGCCACACAGACGCACCAACCGCAAAAUUCGCCGAUGGCAAAACUUCCUUCGCGCUAACCCACUCUGGGCCUUACUAUUUCAUCAGCGGAAACAAAGACAACUGCAAGAAAAACGAGAAGCUCGUGGUCAUCGUCAUGGCUGAUAGAAGCGGCAACAACAAAGCCACACCAUCAUCACCUCCGUCUCCAGCCCCGGCUCCCUCGGGGGAAUCCGCUCCUUCUCCCCCUGUGACCGGAACCAAUGACAUGCCCCCAUCACCUACGCCUACUCCGUCUCAAGAAACUCCAAACAACUCAGCUUCUCCCUCUUCCUUUGUCGCUGCUCUUCUUGGGGCUGCUCUUGCUUCCACUCUAUUCCUACACUAA